Molecule: messenger RNA, 4666 nt
Organism: Andrographis paniculata
Lineage: Eukaryota; Viridiplantae; Streptophyta; Magnoliopsida; Lamiales; Acanthaceae
Product: histidine kinase 3-like
Exons: 10
Coding region: 792-3881 (1029 amino acids)
Biological process (GO): phosphorylation; phosphorelay signal transduction system
Molecular function (GO): phosphorelay sensor kinase activity
Source: RefSeq, a predicted model, not a curated record
UCUACCACCGUGUUCCCCUCCCUCAUCUUACUUUCUCAGAUUCUUGUAGCAAGUGUCCUUAUAAAUUAAAGUGAUUUUCUUUUUCAAUCCCUCUCUCUUUCUCUCUCUCUUAGUGAGACCAUUAUUUACUGCUCCAAUCAUUAAUCUAUCAAACAUCUCAAGAACUCCAAUUGUUGGCUCUUUGAGAGUCAAACUCCACAGCUCUUAGUUCCAUUUAUACUUUUCAGUUUCAGGAAGUUAAGGCGAAACAUAUUGAAGGGAAACAUCUUCAGAUUUUUCACUUAGGGUGUUUCGCCGCUGCUGGUGCUUUUGUUGUUUGCUUAGGAUUUACUUUGGGUGAUUAGAAUUUUAUUGCUUCUUGUUAAAAGAAUCUUCCUUCGUUAGCUUUGAAUAAUUUCUCCUGGCGAGUUGUGGUUGGUAGCUAGCCCGAUGUAAAUCAAUAUUAUGUUGAAUCUUUGAAGGAGUUGGAGGGUCGGGAGUUCUUUGGUUCUGUUAAGGGUGCUUGCUUGAGAAUUUCUUCAUCUCCCUUAAUUUGAAUUGAAUUAAGAACAUAUUUAGGAUUAGGUGGAUAAGAUAGCAUCAUUAUCUGUGGCCUCUUCUUGCUUUCUGCAAUUUUUGAGGCGCUUUCUGAAAGUCAUAGUAGGGAUUUGAUGUUAGUGUGGAAGUCCAUAUAGGGGUUUGCUAUAGCUUUGACGGCACGGUUCCAUAAUACUCAAUAGAAUAACUAAAACUGAAGAGGUAGCUGAAUCUGGUGCUCCUUGACCAGCAUCCCUCGGUAUUCUCUUUGUUAGAUGAGUUUACUUGAUGUAAUUGGUUUUGGAUUGAAGGUGGGCCAUCUUUUCCUGUUGUUGUGUUGCUGGUUUCUAUCUCUGAUCUCUUUGAAUUGGCUAAGUAAUGGAGGAAUCAUGACCACCAAGGUUGGUUUUAUUGGUGAGGGGGGGCAUGCAUGGAUCAAAUUUUGGGGUCUGGUUUUGGAUUGUGUGUGUAAGAUCCACCAUAAUUAUUACCAGUAUUUUGGUUCCAGGAAAGUGACCAAGAACUGGUGGCGGAAACUUCUGAUAGCUUGGAUAGUGUUUGGAAUUAUGGCAUCUUUAUGGGUUUUCUGGUACAUGAGCUCACAAGCUCUGGAGAAGAGGAAAGAAACACUUGCUAGUAUGUGUGAUGAGAGGGCGAGGAUGCUACAAGAUCAGUUCAAUGUUAGCAUGAAUCAUAUUCAGGCGAUGUCUGUCAUGAUUUCAAUUUUUCACCAUGGAAAGAUCCCAUCUGCUAUUGAUCAGAGGACUUUCGCCAAAUAUACAGAAAGAACAUCAUUUGAGAGGCCUCUUACAAGUGGAGUAGCAUAUGCUGUACGGGUGCUCCACGCAGAAAGAGAGCAAUUCGAGAUCCAACAUGGCCUAACUAUCAAGAGAAUGGAUAAUGUUGAACAGACUCCAGUCCAUGAAGAUGAGUACGAUCCAGCAGAUCUUGAGCCAUCCCCCGUGCAGGAGGAGUAUGCCCCUGUCAUUUUUGCACAAGACACUGUUGCUCAUGUCAUCUCUGUAGAUGUUAUGUCGGGAAAGGCAAAUCGUGACAAUGUAUUGCGUGCAAGGGAAUCAGGAAAAGGGGUCCUCACUGCUCCUUUCAGAUUACUUAAAACAAAUCGCCUAGGGGUGAUAUUGACAUUUGCUGUUUACAAAGCAGAUCUCCCUCCUUAUGCUUCCACUACUGAAAGGAUCCAAUUAACUGCUGGGUAUCUUGGCGGGAUCUUCGAUAUUGAGUCGCUUGUGGAGAAACUGCUUCAGCAGCUUGCUAGCAAGCAAACUAUUCUUGUGAAUGUAUAUGAUACUACCAAUGUCUCCCAACCUAUUAGCAUGUAUGGUUCAAACAACUCAUUUGGAGGACUGUGUCAUGUCAGUGCUCUUAGCUUUGGAGAUCCAUUUAGAAUGCAUGAGAUGCAUUGCAGAUUCAAGCAAAAACCACCAUGGCCAUGGGUUGCAAUAACUACAUCAGUUGGGAUCCUCAUAAUUUCAUUGCUCAUGGGGCAAAUUUUCCAUGCUACCAUGAAUCGAAUAGCAAAAGUUGAGAACGAUUAUCAUGAGAUGAUGGAGCUUAAGAAACGUGCUGAGGCAGCUGAUGUUGCAAAGUCACAGUUUCUUGCUACAGUUUCUCAUGAAAUCAGAACUCCAAUGAACGGUGUUCUUGGAAUGCUGCAAAUGCUUAUGGAUACAGGUCUGGAUGAAACUCAGAAAGAUUAUGUUAGAACUGCCAGGGAGAGUGGUAAAGCAUUAGUUUCACUCAUAAAUGAGGUCCUGGACCUAGCAAAGAUUGAAUCUGGUAAACUUGAGCUUGAAGCAGUUAGUUUUGACUUGAGGGCUAUUCUUGAUGAUGUUUUAUCACUUUUCUCGGGAAAAUCUCAAGACAAAAAAGUUGAGUUAGCUGUUUACGUUUCUAGUAAAGUGCCUGCUACAUUAGUUGGUGAUCCCGGAAGAUUCAGACAGAUUGUUACCAACCUGGUGGGAAAUUCAAUCAAAUUCACUGAUAAAGGACACAUAUUUGUGACAGUCCAUCUUAUUGAAGAAGUUUUGGAUAUGGAAGUAGAGGGCAACUUGAAUAGCUCCUUGAGUGCUUACCCUGUAGUUGAUAGAAGGCUAAGCUGGGCAGGAUUUAGACCUUUGAAUCAAGAUGGAGGCAGCUCUUCUUCAUUAGCCGAUCAAAUUAAUAUAAUAGUAUCUGUAGAAGACACUGGUCAGGGCAUCCCACUGGAAGCUCAAUCCUGUGUGUUCCAUCCCUUCAUGCAAGUUGGUCCCUCCAUCACCCGAAAUGGGGGCACGGGUAUUGGUUUAAGCAUCAGCAAGUGUUUGGUUCACCUAAUGAAAGGUGAAAUUGGAUUAGCAAGCUCACCACAGAUUGGAUCGACUUUUACUUUCACGGCUGUUUUCAGUAAUAGCUCCUCAAAUUUCAACAAAUCAAUCAGCCAGCCAGUGAACAGUAAGUUUGACUCUAUUUCAUCGGAAUUUCAUGGGAUGAGAGCACUGCUAGUGGAAUCCAACCCUGUCCGAGCUAUGGUCUCCAAAUAUCACAUCCAGCGGCUUGGAAUCCACGUCGAAGUGGUUUCUGACUUGAGUCAAAGCUUCUCUGGCGUAAUCCCCUUGAACAUGGUUUUCAUUGAAGAGGAAAUCUGGAAUAGGGAUAUAUGCAUGUCAGUUUCGAUGUUGAGAAGGAACAAUUAUGGGAUCGCUCCUAAACUAUUGCUUCUAUCAAAUUCAACAAGCAGUGUUGUUCAAGCCGGUUUUUCAGAUUCUGAUGUUCCCACACCAUUUGUUGUCAUGAAACCACUAAGAGCAAGCAUGCUUGCCGCAUCCCUACAGCGUGCCAUGGGUCUUGGAAGCCGAAGAAUGUAUCGCAAUGGAGAGCAUCAUAAUCUGUCCCUCAGCAAUCUUCUUCAUGGUAAAAAGAUUCUAGUAGUAGAUGACAAUCCAGUGAACCUUGUGGUGGCUUCCGGAGCUCUAAAAAAGUACGGUGCUGAGGUGGUCCAUGCAGAGAGGGGGAAAGAUGCAAUAUUGUUGCUAACUCCUCCACACCUAUUUGACGCCUGUUUCAUGGAUAUUCAGAUGCCGGAAAUGGAUGGAUUUGAAGCUACAAAGAGGAUUAGGGAGAUGGAGUUGAGCAUAAACAAUAGGAUCCAGGGAGGAGAACUUUCUGCCGAAGUAUACGGACAUAUCUCAAAGUGGCACGUGCCCAUUUUGGCCAUGACGGCUGAUGUCAUCCAGGCCACAAAUGAAGCGUGCUUCAAGUGUGGGAUGGACGGGUACGUAUCAAAGCCAUUUGAGGCUGAGAUACUAUAUCGAGAAGUGUCGCGUUUUUUUAAAGCAGUCUCGGAUGCGGAUGAGAAACAUCAGUAGAUGAGUCGGUGCCCGCCUGCCCACAUACUCCUAAGCCAAAGGCCUGUCUGUCUGCCCCAAGGAGAGGAGACUCUCCUAGCUAUCUGGUUGCACUUGAGCAUUGUUUGUGAGUAUGCAUGCUGCUGCUGCUGCCGCUGCUGAUUUGGUGUUUGUUUCUGUGGGAGGCUGGCUAGGCUAUCUUUUGAUUGAUUCUUGGAUGAUAAUUAAUCUUCUUAUCUUCCCUUGUGCAGGCAGCAGGAAUGAGUGGUUGGUUGGUUGGUUAUUGUGGAUACAGAGACUGGACUACUUAGUGUACAUAGUAGUAGUAGUAGUAGUAGUAGUAGUGUAUCAGCAAAAGUCUUAUUAUUAUUACUAUUAUUAAUAAAGGUCAAAAUUCUUGAGGGAGAUCAUAUUGGGUUCUGGAAAAGGAAUAGGGGGAAGUGUAUUUUAUGUCCAUUCUGUGAGGUUGGUAGAGCAGACUAUAAUAAUCUCUGGUUUUUUUCAUGAGAUUGGCCUCAAAUCAGCUGUAGUAAGUUAUAGCUUAGCUUAGAGCAAGCCUCAUUUAGUUUAUCAUACUCACUCACUACACUUGGAAUAGCUGGUCUGGUUUGGUCUGGUCUACACAAAUCAAACACUGUUAAUUUAAUGUUUGUUCUAUGUAGUUUGUAGUAAUACCGACACAAAGCACGCGAGAAUACAAUAUAUAUAGUAGUAUGUUGUAUACACAUGCAUUUUUGUUUUGGUUUUAAUUGUGGUUUGAACCUGGAAGAGAAUUGUUUGUUUGUAUCUCAUUUUCAAAUUCUUAA